Manacus vitellinus (golden-collared manakin) is the source of this 850-nucleotide messenger RNA. RefSeq names its product sorting nexin 22 (gene SNX22). The coding region runs from base 17 to 526 and encodes 169 amino acids. Gene Ontology annotation, molecular function: phosphatidylinositol phosphate binding. Lineage: Eukaryota; Metazoa; Chordata; Aves; Passeriformes; Pipridae. The transcript is spliced from 6 exons. The record is from RefSeq and is a predicted model, not a curated record.
CCCAGGCCCCCGGGCCAUGAUCGCCGUCUCUAUCCCAGCGGCGGAACCCGCGGCGGCUUCGCGCAGCCCCGACAGGGCACACACGGUGUUCCGGGUGGAGGUGCUGUGCGAUGGCCGGCGGCACACGGUGACCAAGCGCUACAGCGAGUUCCAGGCACUACACAAGCGGAUCAAGAAGACCUGCAAGGUGCCCGACUUCCCCCCACGCCAUGUCCCCCACUGGAUGCCCAAAGCACUGGAGCAGCGCCGGCAGGGCCUGGAGCUCUACCUGCGGGGUGUCCUGUACCACAACAAGGAGCUGCCCCAGGAUGUGCUGGACUUCCUGAAGGUGCGGCGGUGCCAGCAAGACCCCAAGGCCGGCAGCCCCUCCAGACUCCUGCCUUCCCAGCGCCCUGUCAUCGGCUUCUGCUCUGAUCCAUACGUGGGGCCAGGUGACACUGAUCUGCUCCCCAACACCGUCCUCACCGGGGUCCUGCAAGGCCUUUACCUCCCUCCAAGCUGCACCCCCAGCCAGGCAGUGCCUUGAGCCCCUGGAAUGCCAGGCUCCCAGGCACCCACCCAGCUCCCAGGGCUGCAGUGGUGAGGAAAAGAUCCUCACCUGUGGUGAAAAUGACUCCUCCCCACUGGACUGGGGCAGGAAAACUGGGUGGGAGAACCCAAGGGGACAGUGGGAGCCACAGCUGCUCUCCCCCCACCAUCCAAAGUGCCUUUUCUGAGAGAGUAGGAGCUCUGCCUUCUUCCCAAUAUUUUGGGGUUGUGGUUGGAGCCUUUGGAUGCUGAACCAUGCUGGAAAACCCCUCUGCAUCUGGCUUUGGUACAAUAAAUCUCUUGGAUUUCACUGCCUGGCAAA